AACCACAAUAUUUGGCUGCCAUUGUUUUCUCACAAAUAAUAAUAGAUACUUGCAAAACAAAGGGAACAACGAUGGCUGCAUCAAUAGCAAGCGCAAGAGUAAUUAGUCCUUCUAGAGCUGAAGGCCAAGAUCAGGACCACAAUGGUAUCCAUGGUUUGCAUUUGCUGUCUAAUGUUGUUGAUACCUUUCUUCAUCACGACAAUGCGAAAACUGAACAGAGCCAAUACCUCAUUCCAAUCGAAAGUCGCCACUAUGGCGUUCCAAGAGUGUCAGCAUGUCCCUCUCCAACAGAGGAUGUACUGGGUCGUAGAAUAAACGCAUUCGUAUCUUCCCAGGAUAGAUCAUGGAGCAUCGAACACUUGAAAAGCGCUCUACAACUACCAGUCUCUCAUCCUAAUGAGUUUCGUUUCAGGAACGCAGCCAUUGCAAGCUUCUCCGAGAUGGUAUCUAAUUGCCCACCUCCUAUUGCUAUAGGUAUCGACGGCCUAAAAUUCAUCAGAUCUAAUCUAGUUCCACCAUCCCCUCCCAUUUCCCCCCAAGAUGCCUCUCUUCACGAAAAGUUUCCUAUCCGUCAUUCACAAGAGAUUCUCACACAGCAAGCGCAAGGACUUGCCGAGGAUCCAACUCUUGAUGCAUCUCUGAAACGAAAACAAAACUUUAAUGCAAACCGUGGUCCACUUCGGAAAAGAAUCAAGAGUGCUUACAAAAACUGCUCAGUCCGUGAAGUCAAGAAAACAUCCGUUCCAGCCUUGAAAACGAAUUGCGAUGGCGACGGUACGAAGAUAAGCAUAGCAGAACUCAAUUAUAUCAAACACAAGGCUGUUCCGAUGAGGGAAAAAUGGAUGGCACGCUUCUCGGAGCUAGCUGAAUUCAAAAAGAAAUUCGGUCACACAAAAGUGCCUCACAACUUUCCCGAUUCUCCCAAACUAGCCGAGUGGCAGGUACGUUCCAUCGAAUGUUGGUCUAGAUGUUCUUGUGAAUGAUGUUUUUGGAAUCCUUUUUGCUAAUUCAAUCACUCACAUCCACGUGAUCCUAACCUUGAUUCAACAGAAAUUUCAAAGACAACAGCGCAAACUGUUCGUGAAAGGGAAGCAUUCUCAGCUCACUCCCGAGCGAGUAGCUAUGUUGGAAAAGAUUGGAUUCGUCUGGGAAGCACGCAUCGACGCCUGGGAGUCUCACUACCAAAAUCUGAAACGUUUUAAGGGAUCAAAUGGACAUCUAUACGUUCCUGUUGCAAAUACCGUUUUGAGCCAAUGGGUGAAGCGACAAAGGAAGCAGUACAAGAAAUAUCAAAAGAGUCAAGAAAGUUCACUGACAACUGACCGAGUAGAUCGUCUGAAUCAACUCGGCUUCAUUUGGGACGGACGUAACGUAACUGACUAAGGUUGAUUCGACGAAGAAAAGACAAUCUGCACCGAGUACAGUAAACAGUUAUGUUGUAAAAUACUUUAAUAAUUAUGUACAUUAUCCGCAUAAUUUUUUCAUUUGAAUUCACGAAGAAUCAAGAAGGAGUUAUAUUUCGUUUCAAAGUGUAAACAGAGCAAUCAUAUUACGAAAGAGAUGCAACCUGACGGAAUCACUGAGCAAGUAUUACUGUGAUCCGAUUUCCAUCCGUUUGAUUUGACGGUCAAUAAAUACGGUCUGGGUCUGUUGAUUGUAUUGCGCAAAGAAUGGUCUAGGCAGACCUUCACAGUGCAUUCUCAUCUUGAUCUUCGCAUCUGACAAACUAUCAGCAAGAAAAUAUAAUGGCUGAUAUGUUGUUAUUGGAAAUUCUUUCAAAGCUGCCCUGGAUGGAUCCCAUGGUUCGAUCUGUGGCUUUGGUUCGUCGUCGUUACCAGCCUCUCCACACGCAUACUCGAGUUCUCCAAAGCUUGAAAGCAAACCAGCACCGUAGGCUUUCAUUUGAUCCUUGCCUGUUUUGGGAUCAAAUUCUCUACAAAGACCAAACUCGACGCUAAACCAAUAGCAUCGAGCUAGUUUCUCUAUGUCUUCGUCGCUUGCUCCAAGACUAGCCAACCCGAUUUCUUGACUGAAGUCGCAAAAAUCUUUGUUGGCAAACAUUGGGGCAUGCCCAAGAAGUUCAUGGCAAAUGUCGGGCUCUGGGGUGUACAGAGGCCUAGAAUGAUGCUGUUUCGUGUAGCGACAUAAAGAUGGUAAAUAUCAGACUUUUGAUUUGAAGAAAUGAGAAGCCACUUUUGGAAAUCAAUUCGGUCAACUCACUCGAAUGUAUUGCGUGCAAAAGAAUGUUCUGUGAGCAAGGCCAUUCAGAAAAUCUCUAGACGACAAAAGACCAGCAACGGGGCGGAGUUUGAAAUUUGUUGUUGACUCAAGAAAACUUGAAAUGUCACUUUGUCUAGGUAUACUUGUGCGAUUAUAAUUGCAAUUUUUGAUCAUGAGAUCUAAGGAAUGAAGAUAUUCCUUGCACGCAUACUUGUCCCAUAGAUUUUCCAUUUGAUCCCAUACCUACGGCGAAAGAACAACGAAAAGGUUUCAAGUUCGAAAUAACGCUCAGAAAACACAAGUAGACGUAGAGUUUACAAUGUUCGAAAACCCAUCACUAUUCUAUCGAUGGAAGGACAGGAACGUACCGCAGUCCAGCAUUUUAUCUCAUUUUCUGUGUAGUCAAUGUCGGCGAUAGGUUGGUCCCAGCGAUGAUUCAUAGCGAAAUUUGCCAACUCUUCUCGGCGUUGGCGAUAAUUUUCAUCGUGGAAUCCUGGGUGAUCUGCUUCCAGGUCAGUGCCAGCAUCCAACACACGGUUGGCAACCAUGUCGAGCUCGGAAAUGUGUCGUGGGAACCAAGCAACUUUACCAAACAAAGCGUUUGAAUAAAGUUUUGUGUAUUUUGACAACCAUAAAUUGAAAGCAAAAAUGGGUUCUCAAGUGUCAAAUAAUAGUUGCAAUGGAUAAGAGAAACCAAGAUAUCUGUCUCACCUUCUUUUUCACCAAGAGUGAGCAGCUUCUUCACUCCAAAAUCUUUCAGACUCACUAGAAGAUGAUUGAGUCUUUGAUCUCCCUCGUCCACCACGCUUCCUUCCACAUCGACGAAAAAGUCAAACCGUCCAAACUUUGAAGGGCGUGAUUCUAUCCUUCGAAUAUUCAAGUCGUACUUCCAGAAAAAGCGUAAAACGUCGUGCAACACUCCAACACGGUCUGGCAAUUCCAUGAGUAGAGAUGUAAGGUUUUGUUCUUCUUCGGAUCUCAAGGUCUUGGUUUGAUUAUCUCUCCAAUCUGCCGAAGAAAUAUCGAAAGAAUCAACGCUCUCCACUUGAAAUAGUCGAGAAUCGAUAUCGUAAUCUUCAUCCUUUGCCAGAGAGGAAAAAUUCUUCAGGGAUCUGCAGCCAUGUGCUGCCGCAAAGGGCCUGUUGGAAAUUUGGCCCAGUAGUCGAGACGCAAAGGGUCGCAACAACCGCAUUGUCUUACGCUGAUUAGAGUUUGAGGAGACUUCUUGAAUUGUAAUAUAAUAAUAGCUUUGUUAGGGAGAGGCAAUGACAACUGAAUAUAAAUACGAACCCGAA
Pseudo-nitzschia multistriata is the source of this 3515-nucleotide messenger RNA. NCBI's taxonomy places the organism in Eukaryota, Bacillariophyta, Bacillariophyceae, Bacillariales, Bacillariaceae. The record is from the annotation of a GenBank genome assembly.